GGGGCGUCCGGACUGGAGCGACGCCCAGAGGCCCGGCGAGGACUGAGCCCUGGAGCGCCCGGGUUGGGAAACUGCGCCCCCGCCCCGUUUCUGCGAGAGAGCUCGACGAGAGAGCCCGUGUCUGGUCCCCGCGCGGAGGGUGCCGCUCGCCCAGCCGGGAUCUUCCGCAGGAUCAGAACCACCUUUUAAGGAGGUCGAGGAUUUUCGCUCCGGAUCUGCUCCUGCGGGGCCUGCGGAGUUCGCUGCUAUGGACCUAAAAAGCCCAGCGACACUGGAGCCCAUCUCAAACAGCACAAUACAGCCUUCUGUGCCACGGCCACUGAAGACUUUGUACAGGGGUGAACCAAUGGCCCUGGGGAUCACACAGAUCGGCAUCGGCAUCAUGGAAAUAGCUUUUGGGCUGGUGAUCACCAUGACAGAACAGAUUAACAAAUUCGAGUAUGGUGAAGCACAUCUCGCAACCCCAUAUUGGACUGGAAUCCUGGUGAAAGGCAUGCUGGGAAUGAAUGUUGUGAGCGCCAUGGCAGCUGGCGUUGCGAUUGCGAUAGUCACCAUUUCACUAAUCUUCACGAGCCACCUCUCUCCGUGUGAUGGAUCUUACGACAGCAACACGCCUAUAAUGUGCCAGGAAUCCACCAGGGUCCUUAGCGUUCAGUUACACUACGUGUCUACCGUUCUCGUGUUGUUUACAGCCCUGGAGUUCCUCAUCGCCAUUGUCACUGCUUCCUUUGGAUGUGCCAGUUUGUGUCGGAGUACCUACAGUGAAACGACUGUAGUGAUUUUUCAGAACACAGCCCAGGGGACCCCGCCUGCUGUCCUGACGCCGGUCAAGGAGGAUGAGGUGCCGUGAACGCCCAUGGCCUCCUUCAUCCAGAAUCACAACUAUUUUUUACUCCUCUUUGGAAAAGGGCUGAUCGCACAGCAUGACUUUCCUGGCAGAGGGUUUGCUGAUCAACUUUUUAAAAAAGUUAUUGCUAUGUGUGGUAAAUAAACCGGGAAACUGGCUGGAUUUGGUAUUUUCUUUGCUGUUUAUUUAGGUUUCCAGUUUCCAUUCCCUUUCAUUCUUUUCUUUCUUGCUCUGCUCCUCUGACCUACAGGUACUCAGGGCUCUGAGUAGUACCAACCAACCAGGAAUAAAGGGAAGAAUUCAAGCCAGAGAGGAUCCGCUGUACCAUAUUAGAGAAGAUGUCUACUUGUCACAGGCUGCUUGAACUCUAAUGGCAAGGAAUUUAUCUAAGAAAAUAAUAUUUGCUGGCCUAGAAUCUAUUACAAAUUCAUUCACUAAAAUAUCUAGGGGAAGCUCCUUUGGCUGGCACAUAAGUGGUCUGAUCCAUUUCUCUCUAGCCUCCUUAUACUACAGACAUUUAAACAGAACAUGCUUCAGAGUUUCUAUGGUCCCUAAGCCACAACUGCAUUAUCGAUCGAAAGCGGUUUACCUAACUGUAGACGGUAAUGCACUCAGUCUUGCAGAGACUGCAGACGGUACCACAUUUAAUCUUGUGAGCGUAAUUGCUCAGCUGUAUCUGGGAGCAGCGAAGUUAGACAAGUAUUUUGGGAUUGUGAAGACUGGUGGGAUUCUUAUAUGGAGAGUAGAGCAAGUGUGGCCCUUUACAUUUCUGUUAUAUUGCAGGGAUGGCCAGACUGCAGCUCAGGAGACGAAUGCGGCUCUUUCACACAUAUUGUGUGUGGCUCCCGGCAGGGCCACUGGGGGAAGGGGAAGC
Gekko japonicus is the source of this 1721-nucleotide messenger RNA. Its product is annotated as membrane-spanning 4-domains subfamily A member 15-like. The coding region runs from base 248 to 850 and encodes 200 amino acids. Lineage: Eukaryota; Metazoa; Chordata; Lepidosauria; Squamata; Gekkonidae. Gene Ontology annotation, cellular component: membrane. The record is from RefSeq and is a predicted model, not a curated record. The transcript is spliced from 6 exons.